AUGAUGCUGUCGACUCUCCGAAUCGCCACCCGACACGCCUCCCGUCGGCCGGCGUCUUCCAGCCUUGCCGCCGCCGUUCGCGCCGCUUCGACGUGGUCAGCUGUUCCCCAAGGGCCUCCCGCCAUUCUAGGAAUCACCGAGGCCUUCAAGGCCGACAAGUCCGACAAGAAAAUCAACCUAGGUGUUGGAGCGUAUCGCGACGAUCAGGGCAAGCCUUACGUUCUGCCUUCUGUCCGAGCGGCCGAGAAAAAGGUCAUUGAGGACAAGCUGAACAAGGAGUAUGCCGGCAUUACUGGUGUUGCAGAGUUCCCGGCCCUGGCAGCCAAACUUGCCUACGGCGCCAACUCGCCCGUUCUCGACCGCGUCGCCGUUACUCAGUCUAUUUCUGGCACUGGUGCCUUGCGCCUCGGGGCUGCUUUCCUGCAGCGCUUCUUGCCCGGCGAAAAGAAGAUGUACAUCCCGACUCCCUCGUGGGCCAACCACAAGGCCGUCUUCAGCGAUUCUGGCCUCCAAGUUCAACAGUACCGUUACUAUAACAAGGACACCAUUGGCCUCGACUUUGAGGGCAUGGUUGCUGACAUCAAGAAUGCUCCCAAGGGCAGCGUUUUCCUCUUCCAUGCCUGCGCCCAUAACCCCACUGGCGUCGACCCGACUGCCGAGCAGUGGAAGCAAAUCUCGUCCAUCGUCAAGGAUCAGGGCCAUUUUGCCUUUUUCGACAUGGCGUACCAGGGCUUUGCCAGUGGUGACACUGACAAGGAUGCCUUUGCCGUCCGCUACUUUGUUGAGCAGGGUCACCAGGUUGCCUUGUGUCAGUCCUUUGCCAAGAACAUGGGCCUCUAUGGUGAACGCGUCGGAGCCUUUUCUCUCGUUUGCGCCGAUGCUGCAGAGAAGAAGCGUGUCGACUCUCAGCUCAAGAUUCUCAUCCGUCCCUUGUACUCGAAUCCUCCCAUCCACGGUGCCCGCAUCGCUACCGAGAUUCUGAGCAGCCCCAAGCUGUACAAGCAGUGGCUUGGUGAAGUCAAAGAUAUGGCCGACCGAAUCAUCACCAUGCGGGCUCUGCUCAAGGAAAACCUCGAGAAGCUCGGCUCCAAACACGACUGGUCUCACAUCACCAGCCAGAUCGGCAUGUUUGCGUACACUGGCCUUGGUGCCAAUGAGAUGGAGAAGCUCGCCAAGGAAUUUUCUGUAUACGCCACCAAGGACGGGCGCAUCUCCGUUGCUGGAAUCACCACCGGCAACGUUGGCCGACUGGCCGAGGCUAUUUACAAGGUCAAAGGCUAG
Molecule: messenger RNA, 1281 nt
Organism: Ustilaginoidea virens
Lineage: Eukaryota; Fungi; Ascomycota; Sordariomycetes; Hypocreales; Clavicipitaceae
Exons: 5
Coding region: 1-1281 (426 amino acids)
Biological process (GO): biosynthetic process; L-aspartate catabolic process
Cellular component (GO): mitochondrion
Molecular function (GO): L-aspartate:2-oxoglutarate transaminase activity; pyridoxal phosphate binding
Source: RefSeq, a predicted model, not a curated record